ACAUCCACAUACUCUCCAGCGUCUCCUCUACUCACCGACAGCUAGGGACAAAUAAUGGCACUCUUAGAUCCCUUCCCAGGUACUUCACAUGGACUGUGAUGAUUAACACGUGAUACGCUGGACCUUACCAAGCCUUCAAAUUAAACAAAUUCCCUGUUUAAGAUCCGUAACAACCAGUCGACCUCCUCGUGUAUCAAGUGUGAUUAGUGGAUGCUUUGGAUGCCUUUUCCAUGAUAAAAGUCCAAGACUUGAGGGCAGGUUGACCUUAAAGGAAUAACAACAGUUGACCACAAACAGCCAUUGUAAGGAGGAAUAUAAUGAUCACAUUGUUAUUACUGUUUGCACUGUUCUGCAAGAGCACUCAAUAUGGAAAUGGACAAAACAAUGGUGUUUCGCACUGUGGACCUCAGUUUCUUACAGCAGACUGCACUGACCAUAUCAUCUGGUUAACAUGGGAGGACGACAGUGCGUGCCCUAAAGUAGAUCUAAUCUAUGAGCUGGUGGUUCUGAUCAUGGGCGAGCAAGUAUUAAAUGCGACAGUUGAGGUGACGCGUGACCAGAUAGGAUCUACUCAUUCCUGGAACGGGACGUCUGAUCUGGAAUUGGAUUGUGCUUCUGUCAGGCUCAGGUCCCGAUACAAAAACCACAAAAGCCCAUGGAUAGAAGUACAGACUAGUCUGGAGGACGCCCUGAUAGACAUAAAUAAAAAUAGGACAGCGGUUUUUCCACGGGACAGACUGAUUGAGGUUGGCAGAAAUGUCACCUUCUGCUGCAUUCUGCCAGCGGGGCACAAAUUCAAAAAAAUGUAUCUUCAACGGAAUGGUUAUAAUAUGGACCCUCCCUACAACAUCACAAAUCAGAUAUAUGCCUUGACUUUCCACCUGAACCAAGCAUCAGGUGACGGUGGCGAUAAUAUAAUAUGUGAAACAGACAAAGUGCGAAGUACAAAUGGGGCUUCUGUUUAUACUGGCUACCCACCUGGUGACAAGGAUCUUCAGUGUGAAACCCGAGACCUGGAAUCAGUCGAAUGUCACUGGAAUGUAGGAAGAAAAACACAGUUAUCGGUCAGGAGUGCAACAGUUUAUCAUCUACUUGGAAGCCAAUGUCAAGACGGGUCUAAGGCGACAUGCUCUCAAAAAGUACAAGUGGAUGUUGGUGAGAGAAACUGGACGCUGACAGCACAAAAUAAGCUUGGAAGGGUUGAGCUCUCAGACAGCGCAGACCUGACCAAAAGAGUGCACAUGCAUGCUCCAGUGAGAAUGAAGGCUUCAACUGUGAACACCAGAAAUGUCACCCUGGAAUGGGAGUGGACGGUGCACCAGUACAAUAAUCUCAGUAUAACAUGCCAAGUUAACGUUAGCCAUAGUGGCACAAAUACCCCAUGUUCCCACAUGGAGAACUUUGGAGUUGGCCUUGAUUUUGCAGUUUUAAAUGACUUGAUACCAGAUUGGAAUUAUACUGUGAGGGUACGAUGUGGUACAACACAACAUUUCUGGAAAUGGAGUGAAUGGACCAGUGUCAGCUUCCACACAAAGGGUGAUGUUCCAGAUGCUCUUGAUGUGUGGAUGCAGGUAAAGGAUAGCCAAACUAUAAUCACUUGGAAAAUACCACUGGCCAACCAGAGUCAUGGACACAUCAGAGACUAUGUAGUGACCUGGGCAAGGAACACAGAGUUACCACAAAAUAGAACUGUGCCUUACUGCGAGCACAGACAUGAACUAAAUCUGGACACCACUGAAGAGUACAUCGUCACGGUUACAGCUAGGAAUAUAAAUGGCAGCUCAUCCCCGUCAACCAUCACCAUCCCCAGCCUAAAUCUAGUGGAAGAAGACAAAACAGAAGUGAAGAUGAUAAAUGGCAGCAAUGGUGGCUUCAGCCUAUCCUGGUCUGCUAGUCCUACAGCCACCUGUGGCUAUAUAGUGGACUGGUGUCCUACCAUAGGGGAUUGCAGUGUGGAAUGGCUGAAAGUGCCUCCUACUGAAACCAGUGCCAGUAUAUUUUCAAAAAUGUUCAAAGACGGAGUGAGAUACUCAUUGUCUGUAUAUGCCUGCACCCAGGGAGCUCCAGUGCUUCUUGAAAGAAGAGAGGGCUAUGUCAGGGAGAAAGGAAUACCAGACGGCCUGUUUAAAACACUGAAAACCAAACAAUGGGAUUCAGAUGUCGAGGUAUUCUGGGAACCUAUAGAUCUAAGAGCACAGUCUGCCUUUAUCCAAGGCUAUGUUCUGUAUUAUGAUGACAACAAUACAGGCUUCACUGUCAGCACAGAUUAUAUUAAAGCCACCAGCCUGAGAGCAAGAAACCUCAAUAUUACUUCCUACAAGUUCACAGUGAAGGCAAAGACAGCAGUCGGAGAAUGUGGUACUGGAACUAUUAUGGUCACCUUAAAUACACCAACUGAUAAAUUGAUCCCGCUUGUCAUCAUUUGCCUGGUCACUGUUUUUGGUCUCCUUUCCCUCAUCACUAUCAUUUGCUACAGACACUGGGCAUGUAUUAAACACAAAGUCUAUCCUCCAAUCCCAAAGCCAGUGUUGUUGACAGACAAGUGGUUUACGUCACCGGGUGAAAAUAGUUGUCGUCCUCUCGUGAAUGACCACCAUAGGGAAGAAAAUAACACAGAUGUUGCAGAGGUGCAUUCUAACUCAUACACACACUCAACACAGAAAAUGCCUUUUGUUUUUUUACAAACUCCUACUGGUUACUACAACCAACCUCUGAAAAACGGCACCCCACCACCUCUCACUUUACCCACUACAACCUUCCCAUCUCAGCCAGGGUUACCAUCUUCUCCAUUCAGAAGUACAUUUCCUAACCCGUCAUACAACCUGAUAAUGCAGAAUGAGGAUCAUCAGUCAAACCCAAAACCUGAGCUUCGGGAAGAUUUAGUAAAAAGCUCCAGUGGAUACAUGCCUCAGACUGAAGAAGUCACUGUAAACCAGACAGAAGUGUAUCCACAGAGUUAUAUGUCCUGUGACCCCACUUACAUUUUGCUCCCACAGUCACCUUCCAAAUAGCAGCUACAUGCACAGCCUAUAUAAUAUGUUGUAAACGGGAUGACAAAUACAAUAAUGCUGCCAGAAAACAAAUUUAAAUUUAAAUUUAGUUGCCUUUUCCGUCCCUAGGUCAUUAUAUGCAUAGCUAUGCAUGACAACUAUCUGUACAAUACUUUAUACUAUUAAGCAAAGUGUCCUGCACUUUGUUCUAAUUGCAAUUUGAAGAGACAUCAUGUAAAACCUUAAUAGAAACUACUUAGAACACUGAAAAUAAAGGAUUUCAGCCCAUUCCAACUCUCUAACACUAACACUACACUUUUUUGUGUGUGACUCCAUUUCCAUGUGUGACAAAUGAUGCUACCUCAACAAGAAGUAGCAUCAUUGGGUCCUCUGAAGGUCAUGAAGACCAAAAGUAACUUCUCUCACUCAACGGAAAGGUUUUCUUUGAAAUUUGGAGCAGACAACCUAGUAGUGGACACAUUCUAACGACUUUGGUGAUCCUCUGACUGCUCAUUUAGUAUAAGCAAAGUGUGACGUUGGGUUGCGUUUCUCCAAAAGACAAUUCUGUUUCAAGUUCUCUGCCGCAGGUCACUGCGUUUUUUCCAGCCACCACUGCAGCUUAAACGCACUACCCACACGAGUGGGAGGAUGGGAGUUUUGGUUGCAGUGCCUGAUGUGGUUUGAAUCAGCCCAGUUAAAAACUGGACUUUUUCUUGAAGCCUCUCACCCAAAAGGCUUCUUCAGUUCUCUCUGGCAUUUAACCUCUGUAGAGUCAUUUAAGGGGCCAGCUGUCAGAGGUGAAUGUUGGAUGUUCGAAUAGCAUCAGAAAGCCACUCCCCCUAAACAUUUGCAACAGGAAACCAAUGAUCACUGUAAGUAGCUGAUGUCGUAGACCACCUCCUUUGUUGAGUGAUGGUUGUUCCAAUUUGAUAUAUCAUAGAUGGCCUCCCUCACUCCUCUUUCAAACCAUCGGGUUUUUUGUCAAUAUCUGACAAUGAUAACUGAUAAAGCAACUUAUACUGUAAGUUAUGUUAAAAAUACUGACUGUAAUGACUUUGCUGAAGCUUUACCAAUGCAGUUGGAGUGUAUGUAUGUGUGUGUGUGUAAAUAAAUUGCAGGAAUGCAAUUCAUAUGUGAACUACUGUUUGUAUCUCAAAAUAAAAUUGUGA
This is a messenger RNA of Morone saxatilis (striped sea-bass), 4159 nucleotides long. Its product is annotated as leukemia inhibitory factor receptor-like. The transcript has 19 exons. Bases 318 to 3011 code for a protein of 897 amino acids. Lineage: Eukaryota; Metazoa; Chordata; Actinopteri; Moronidae. The record is from RefSeq and is a predicted model, not a curated record. Gene Ontology annotation, molecular function: cytokine receptor activity; protein binding. Gene Ontology annotation, cellular component: membrane.